This is a messenger RNA of Limanda limanda (common dab), 315 nucleotides long. It is a transcript of the gene cart3, whose product is annotated as cocaine- and amphetamine-regulated transcript 3. The record is from RefSeq and is a predicted model, not a curated record. NCBI's taxonomy places the organism in Eukaryota, Metazoa, Chordata, Actinopteri, Pleuronectiformes, Pleuronectidae. Gene Ontology annotation, biological process: negative regulation of appetite; positive regulation of MAPK cascade; cellular response to starvation. The coding region runs from base 40 to 315 and encodes 91 amino acids. The transcript is spliced from 4 exons. Gene Ontology annotation, molecular function: neuropeptide hormone activity.
CUGUGCGCCCUGCUGCUCCUGAGCCGCAGAGAUGCAGAGAUGCAGAGUUCCGAGCAGCUGAGCCGCAGAGCUCUGCGCGACUUUUACCCCAAAGGUCCGAACCUGACCAGCGAGAAGCAGCUGCUCGGAGCUCUGCACGAAGUUCUGGAGAAGCUUCAGGCCAAACGUCUUCCUCUGUGGGAGAAGAAGUUUGGUCAAGUCCCCACGUGUGAUGUGGGCGAGCAGUGUGCCGUGAGGAAAGGAGCUCGGAUCGGGAAGAUGUGCGACUGCCCCCGAGGAGCCUUCUGCAACUUCUUCCUGCUGAAGUGCUUAUGA